Messenger RNA from Gaeumannomyces tritici R3-111a-1, 1215 nucleotides. RefSeq lists its product as hypothetical. Lineage: Eukaryota; Fungi; Ascomycota; Sordariomycetes; Magnaporthales; Magnaporthaceae. Bases 1 to 1215 code for a protein of 404 amino acids. The record is from RefSeq and is a predicted model, not a curated record. The transcript is spliced from 8 exons.
AUGGAAUUUAACAAAGGUUUAAAAGUUGCCGGGCUUAUAAUUGUUGCAAGCAAAAGGGAUAAGCACGGUAUAAGGCUAUUCCGGUUAAUAUGUUUUAAGGAGGAAAGGAUUUGUAGUGCAGGUCCCCGUAGGGGCCUUUGCCCUUUAUAUAUACGUUUAAAAGUUGCCGGGCUUAUAAUUGUUGCAAGCAAAAGGGAUAAGCACGGUAUAAGGCUAUUCCGGUUAAUAUGUUUUAAGGAGGAAAGGAUUUGUAGUGCAGGUCCCCGUAGGGGCCUUUGCCCUUUAUAUAUACGUAACUCCCUCUUACCUUUAAAUUUAUUGUUAAUUUUCCAUUUUCCUUUUUUUAACCACCCUAACCAUAAAAUCGAAUUAAAUUUCGACGAUAUACUAAACGAUUUUAAGGAAAAUUUUAGCGAAUGGUUGGAAACGGAUUUUAACGCGGUAAAUUUAACGAUCCAACAAUUUUUACAAAAUUAUUUCCGAAAGCAAAGGCUUUACCUUUUUACUUUUAACCCAAAAAUAUUAAGCAAAAGGCUGGCGGAUAUUUUUAUUUGCGCAAGCAAAUUAAAAAAUAAAUUUCCCAAUAAUUUUUACAAAAGCAUUAAACAAAAUAAGGUUACCUUUCCGUUUAAGCCCUUAAAUUACGUUAUUUUAUAUUUAACCGGAACGGUAAUAUAUUUUUACAAAAAAUCGCAAAAGCACAAUUCCAUUAUGACUAUUUUAGCCCAUACAACCAUAGCAAAAAUACCCAUUACAAAACGGAAAACAAAAAUACGAAAAUUUCCUAACCAUUAUUACAUAAUUAACCUUUUUAUAAUUUACCCCACUUUACGCAUUUUUAAAACCAUUUGGAACGAUAUAUAUUUGUAUACGGGAAAACCGUAUAAUAUUAUCGAUAACAAACUUUUCCACUUUACAAUUUACGCCCAAAUAUUUGGUAUUGGUUAUUUACAAUUCCACGCGUUAUAUUUUUAUAUUUUAAAAAGUAAGGCAAACGAAUAUUAUGUUAAUUACAUUAGCUUAAUAUUUACUUUUCGAACCACUUAUUUUGCAUUUAAAAAUUACUUUAAAAUAAGGAUUGUUGUUGGAACAGCAUUUUUAUGCGCGUGCGAUCCAGAGAGAAGAGGUUGUUACGAGGGCUCCGGGAUCCUCCGGAUCCCGCACGGGCCAACACUAUCUGCUUUAAGCAAAGCAAGGAACCACCCUUUUGGGUAA